Alligator sinensis (Chinese alligator) is the source of this 1203-nucleotide messenger RNA. RefSeq names its product NME/NM23 family member 9 (gene NME9). The record is from RefSeq and is a predicted model, not a curated record. Bases 180 to 716 code for a protein of 178 amino acids. Lineage: Eukaryota; Metazoa; Chordata; Crocodylia; Alligatoridae. The transcript is spliced from 9 exons.
CAUGGAAAAAGGCAGCGUUUUCCAAAUUUCAAGUUGAUAGGCCAAAUGGCCAGUGGAAUAACAUUUUUACACUCAGUUAAGCUUUGUGAAUACUUUUGGAUGUUGCUAGAGAUGUGCAGAUUUUAGUCUGAGAUUUGUGUAGCAGUGGGAAGACAGUAGAAAGCCCUGCAUACAGAAGAAUGGGCAGUAAGAAGAAGGAGAUAUUGCUGCAGAUUACUAUCAAUAACCAGGAGCUGUGGGAGGAAAUGCUGUGUUUCAAAGGACUGAUGGUUGUUGACGUGUAUCAAGCCUGGUGUGGUCCAUGCAAAACAGUAGUGAACCUUUUCAGGAAAAUAAAGAAUGAGCUUGGUGAUGACCUUCUGCAUUUUGCUGUGGCUGAAGUAGAUUCCAUCGGUGCUCUGGAAAAAUAUCAAGGAAAAUGUGAACCUACUUUUCUCUUUUAUGCAGGAGGAGAAUUGGUAGCUGUUGUAAGAGGAGCUAAUGCACCGUUGCUGCAGAAAACCAUCCUGGAACAGCUAGCAGCAGAAAGGAAGGUCCUAGAGCAUGGAGCAGAGCAUGUGGUGAUCAAGGAUGAAACCCUCUACAAAGAAGAAAAUCCAGCUGCCACUCAGAAAAGAGAACAGGGGGGUGAGCAGGCUUUCUGUGAUGGGCUUUAUCGAAGGCUUUCUGAAAGUACAAACAGAUUAAACCCAGCAAUGCUAGAACAAAGUAAGUGAGAAAUGUUUAAAGAGUGAUUUCAAGAAAAAGCCCAGUUAUGGGUCAUCCAAGUUAUGUACCACAGCAGUGCCACAGCACUUUGGAUUUUCUAUUACCAUAGACAGCUUAAGUAAAUACUGAAGCAUGGGGCUGAGAGAGCAGAAGACUCCUCUAUUGUAUUGCAAGUUGCUCACUAAUGCAUUGGCUGAAACAUGAACCUUGUGAUAAAUGGCUGUACAAAGCUAUUGGAAGUUGCCGUAAGUUGUAUGAGCUUUCUCUUACUUUGCACAUUAUUAGCCUUCUCUCUUUUUUCCCCCCUGUCUCUGUUAGAGUAACGAGCCCACAGACCUCUGGGGUGGUUUUAUCUGUUGCCAUCUGGGAAAGGAGGAAUCUUACAACUGUUUUCCCUGGUAAACAUGCUGCUUGACCUGACAAUGUGGAUUUGCUCCUUCAUCUGGAGGUACCUGCACGUCUCCUAGGGUUUGCGGAAUGUGAUUAAAAACUGUU